GCCAAGUGAUUUUCCAAGCGAAGUCGAACAUGUCCGGAGCGAGGUGCGCUCGUCGGGUUUAACCGGCAUCGGAACUACUGUUGAACGCUGAGACUUUCGGAUUUCAGAGCAUCUUCCAAUUUCUUCCCCGAAACUGCCUUUGUUUACUCAGAGAAGGAAAAGAAACGCAAAUUCUGUCUCCCAGAUAGAUGGCAGAGUUGUCCAUAUGUGGCAAUACCAGUAGCCCUGAGCUGACCCCAGAGGAAGAGAGGAUUAUGAUAAGAGACAUUGCCCUCGCUGCCGAAGCUAAUAUCAAAGAGGGGGAGACCUUUUACUUGAUCACACAGAGAUGGUGGCAGCAUUGGAUUGAAUAUGUGAACCAAGACCAAACAAACAAUGCAUAUGAUGGGGCUUCCUUUUCAGAGCAUUGUGAUUUGGCUAAUUUAAAUGCUUUAAAAAGGCCAUCUGGUAUUGAUAAUUCUGAUUUGAUAUAUGAUGGAACGUCUGAGGAUUCUGGGGCAGGUGCUGAGAUCCAUGAUACUUUGUUAGAGGGCAGAGACUAUGUAUUGCUUCCCCGAGAUGUUUGGAAUCAAUUAUAUUUAUGGUAUGGUGGUGGUCCUACAUUGGCCAGGAAAGCCAUUUGUUCAGGUCUUUCACAGACAGAAUUGGCCGUAGAGGUGUAUCCUUUAAGGCUUCAGUUACUUGUGAUGCCAAAAGGUGAUCGGGCCACUAUAAGAAUAAGCAAGAAGGAAACUGUUGGACAGCUUCACCGAAAAGCUUGUGAAAUAUUUGAUCUUCAGUCAGAACAAGUACGCAUUUGGGACUACUAUGGCCGUCGGAAGCAUGCCUUGAUGAAUGACAUGGACAAAACACUUGAUGAUGCCAAUAUACAAAUGGACCAGGAUAUUCUUGUGGAGGUCCUUAACAAUAUGAAUAGCAUAAGUUCUGCUCAGGACAAUGGAUCUGCACUGAGGGAAUCAAGUUCUGCUCUUGCAGAGCCAUCCAAGUCAGGCUUAUCAAUUGGUGGCGGCUUAUCUGCCAGCAAGGGAGCACCUAGAAACUAUAACGCUGAGCUUUACUCAUCUCAAAACCUGACUUCUACAGUUAGAGACGUAGAUAAUACUUGUGGAACCAGUGGUGUUAGCACGAGAGGUUCUUCAGGUGGUCUCACUGGAUUGCUGAACCUUGGCAAUACUUGUUUUAUGAAUAGUGCGAUCCAGUGUCUUGUUCAUACUCCGGAGUUUGCUAGGUACUUUCGGGAGGAUUAUCAUCAAGAGAUAAAUUGGCAAAAUCCAUUGGGCAUGGUUGGUGAACUAGCCCUUGCGUUUGGUGAGUUGCUUCGAAAGCUAUGGGCACCUGGGCGAACCCCAAUUGCUCCCCGACCUUUUAAAGCAAAGCUUGCACGCUUUGCACCUCAGUUCAGUGGUCACAAUCAGCAUGAUUCUCAGGAACUUUUAGCAUUCCUACUUGAUGGUCUCCAUGAAGAUCUAAAUCGUGUAAAACAUAAACCAUAUAUAAAGUCUAGAGAUGCUGAUGGUCGACCGGAUGAGGAAGUGGCUGAUGAGUAUUGGGCAAAUCAUAUUGCUCGUAAUGAUUCGAUAAUUGUUGACGUGUGUCAGGGUCAAUACAAAUCAACUUUGGUUUGUCCAGUUUGCAAUAAAGUCUCUGUCACAUUUGAUCCUUUUAUGUACCUUUCCUUGCCACUUCAGUCCACCACCACUAGGACUAUGACGGUGACAGUUUUUACUUGCGAUGGAACUGCCCUGCCAUCUGCUUGUACUGUGACAGUGCCUAAGCAGGGGCGCUGCAGAGAUCUGAUUCAGGCACUUAGCAAUGCUUGUUCAUUGAAGCCUAAUGAGAGGCUGUCGCUUGUGGAGAUACGUAACCAUUUGAUCCAAAGAUUUCUAGAAGACCCUCUCAUAUCAUUGUCUACGGUUAAAGAUGAUGACCAUCUUGCUGCUUACAAGAUUCCGAAGAUCAACAAAAAAACAAAAUAUCUCCAGCUAAUACACCGCCGUAGGGAGCAGAAUAGUGAGUCCCAGACCAUAUCAGGAUGGAAACCAUAUGGAACACCUAUUGUUUCCUUGAUCUCAUGCGAUGAUGCAGUCACAAGAGGUGAUAUACAGGUAAUGGUUCAUCGUAUGCUCUCUCCUCUUUUGAGGAAAGGCAGUAAUGUGGAACAAGCUAGUAAUUCUGAAUCCAGCAUCCCAAGAGCAACAUCAGAUCAAGGCAGUGGGACUAAUCCUGUCGAAGCAUCUGCUGGAACCAUGUCGUCAAAUCUGCCAAAUAAGGAUGGCACUGAUUCCAAAGCACCAAUACCUAAGUUACCUCUUCAAUUAGUGGAUGAUACUAAUGCUUGCAUUGAUCUCUCAAUGGGAGAGGAAAAAGUGGUGAAACUGUCUCCGUCUUCUGCAACAGUCCUAGUAUAUGUUGAUUGGUCACAGAAGCUUCUGGAAAAGUAUGAUACUCAGCCACUUGAGAAUUUGCCAGAAGUUUUAAAAUAUGGGCCUGCGACCAAGAAAGCUCGUACUGAACCUCUCUCUUUGUAUACUUGCUUGGAAGCUUUUCUGCGUGAAGAACCUCUGGUGCCUGAAGAUAUGUGGUACUGUCCUCAGUGCAAAGAGAGACGGCAAGCAAGCAAAAAGCUUGACUUGUGGAGGCUUCCAGAGGUGCUGGUGAUUCAUCUAAAGAGGUUCUCAUAUAGCCGGUCAAUGAAGCAUAAGCUAGAGACUUUUGUUAACUUUCCCAUUCAUGACUUCGACUUAACAAAUUAUAUAGCCAACAAAAACAACUCCAGACGACAAAUCUAUGAAUUAUAUGCCCUUACAAACCAUUAUGGUAGCAUGGGUAGUGGGCAUUACACAGCGCAUAUCAAGCUUUUGGAAGAAAAUAGGUGGUAUAACUUCGAUGAUAGCCACAUUUCACCCAUAAGUGAGGAUGAGGUUGCUAGUGCAGCAGCCUACGUUCUAUUUUACCGGAGGGUGAAGACUAAUGAUGCAGCCAUCAGCAAUGGGGCUUAGUCAGGCACCGAUGGACCAUUGUUACACCCCAAAAGCAGAUUUCAAGGCCAUCCAUCUUCUCCAUAAAAGUACUAUUAAAACAAAGAGAAAGAAGAGAGAGAGAGAGAGAGAUAGUUUAGCAAUACCCAGAUCAUCUGGGCGUUUACAUGUACGGAAGAGCACAUGCCUAUUGAACAUACAAAUGAGUUUUCACAAAAAAAAGAAAUGUAGUAUGUGGAUGUAAUUGAUUGAUGGCCUUUCUGUUUCAGGGGAAGGUUUU
Neltuma alba is the source of this 3258-nucleotide messenger RNA. Its product is annotated as ubiquitin carboxyl-terminal hydrolase 5-like. Gene Ontology annotation, molecular function: cysteine-type deubiquitinase activity. Bases 189 to 2999 code for a protein of 936 amino acids. Gene Ontology annotation, biological process: protein deubiquitination. NCBI's taxonomy places the organism in Eukaryota, Viridiplantae, Streptophyta, Magnoliopsida, Fabales, Fabaceae. The transcript is spliced from 13 exons. The record is from RefSeq and is a predicted model, not a curated record.